Messenger RNA from Nezara viridula (southern green stink bug), 198 nucleotides. NCBI's taxonomy places the organism in Eukaryota, Metazoa, Arthropoda, Insecta, Hemiptera, Pentatomidae. The record is from the annotation of a GenBank genome assembly.
AUGAGCAGUGAAGUUAGAAAACUGCCCGUCGUGGCGAGUCUGUUUGCUCGUGAUAAGGCGAUAAGAGAAAUACCGAACAAGGGAUUGUUGGAGGAACCUACUCUUCCUUGUGUGCCAACCGGACUUGAUCCUGAUGGGGAAGGAAGCUCUGUCGGCCGAGUGUUGCUUAGCCAGGGCCCGGUAGAAAGUCCAUUGUAG